Raphanus sativus (radish) is the source of this 1445-nucleotide messenger RNA. Its product is annotated as fasciclin-like arabinogalactan protein 2. Bases 73 to 1266 code for a protein of 397 amino acids. The transcript has a single exon. Gene Ontology annotation, cellular component: plasma membrane. The record is from RefSeq and is a predicted model, not a curated record. Lineage: Eukaryota; Viridiplantae; Streptophyta; Magnoliopsida; Brassicales; Brassicaceae.
GACACCUCUUUCUUCUUCAGUGCUACUAACCAAUCAACCACUAAUCUCUCUCAGCCGCCGUAUCCUCCCAAAAUGGCUCUUCUCCGGCCAGCAGCCACCGCAUUGAUACUCAUCUUGCAACUCUUCACUCUCUCAAACGCCCACAACAUCACCAAAAUCUUGGCCAAAGACCCUGCCUUCUCCACUUUCAACCACUACCUCUCAGCCACUCAUCUCGCCGACGACAUCAACCGCCGCCAAACGAUCACCGUCUUGGCCGUCGACAACUCGGCGAUGAACUCCAUCCUCUCCAAAGGCUACUCCCUCUACACAAUCCGCAACAUCCUCUCCCUCCACGUCCUCGUCGAUUACUUCGGCGCCAAGAAACUCCACCAGAUCACCGACGGCUCCACCUCCACCGCGUCCAUGUUCCAGUCCACCGGAUCCGCCACGGGAACCUCCGGCUACGUCAACAUCACCGACAUAAAAGGCGGGAAAGUCGCUUUCGGCGUCCAGGACGACGACAGCAGGCUCACGGCUCACUACGUCAAGUCCGUCUUCGAGAAGGCUUACAACAUCUCCGUCCUCCACAUCAGCCAAGUCCUGACCUCCCCGGAAGCUGAGGCUCCCACCGCGAGCCCCAGCGACCUCGUCCUCACCGCGAUCCUCGAGAAGCAAGGAUGCAAGGCCUUCUCCGACAUGCUGAAAUCCACCGGAGCAGACAAGACGUUUCAAGACACCGUCGACGGAGGCCUGACGGUGUUCUGUCCUUCCGACGCCGCCGUCGGAAAGUUCGCGCCGAAGUUCAAAGCCCUCUCCGCGGCGAACAAGACGGCGCUGGUGCUGUACCACGGCAUGCCGGUUUACCAGUCGCUGCAGAUGCUUAGAUCGGGUAACGGCGCCGUCAACACGCUGGCGACCGAAGGCGACAACAAGUAUGACUUCACGGUGCAGAACGACGGAGAGGACGUGACGCUCGAGACGGACGUCGUGACGGCGAAGAUCAUGGGGACGUUGAAGGAUCAAGAGCCGUUGAUCGUUUACAAGGUGGACACAGUUUUGUUGCCGAGAGAGAUCUACAAGGCUGUCAAGAAGGCGGCCGCUCCAGCUCCCAAGUCGAGUAAGCACAAGCCUAAGAACGCGGUGGCUGAUGGACCAAGCGCUGAUGCUCCGGGGGCAGACGAUGACGGUGAGGUUGCUGAUGAUAAAAACGGUGCCGUUCAUGUGAUGAUUAAAGGAAGCAGUGUUCUUGUGUCGGCGAUUGUUUGGCUCUGUUUUGGAAUUUAGCUCAUUUGAUGUUUUGUUAAUAUUGUUUCCCUUGUGUAUGAUCGUUUUUUUCUUUUCUUUUUUUUUUUGAUCUUUUAAUUUUUUUUCUUGUGGGGCUCUGUUUGUGAAUUGUGAGUUUGGAGUUCAUGUCACUUUCUUCUUCUUCCAUGUUUUAAAUAAUACAUUGAACAUUUUUUCAA